GUGGAUACGAUGCUCGCGAAACCGACGCAUGGGCUUGUGGAGUCGCCCUGUACGAAAUUAUGACGAAGUUGCUACCCUUUGGUGAGGGUCCUAGUGAUGGGAAAGCGCAUGGGCGAGCGAAAUUCGCGGGCACGCCGAGUAAGAGGAGGCAGUGGUUGAUCAAGAUUGCGAGAGCCGAGUGGUGGUGGCCUGAGGGAUCGAGGAGUGCCAACGGUGAGGAGUUGGUGGUGGAUUCGUUGGUUGAGUGUGCGGGGGCACGUCGGAUGGUGGAAAGGUUGCUCGUCAGGGAUCCGAGUAAGCGCUCGAGGAUAAUGGAUUUGUGGGACGAUGAGUGGAUGAGCGGCCUUGUGUCGCCGCCGUCGUCUGGGAGGCCCAGUAUGGAGAAGGAAGCAGACGAGGGUGGAUAUAGCGUUGGAGUAGACGUCUGGCAUGAUUCUCAGCGGCUGGAGAACGGCCGAUAUGAGGAUGAUUUUUGGGAAGAUGGGGUGGAUGAAGAAGAAUUGUUGGAGAAUGAGGUUGAUAUUGACGGGUGGAUCGUUGACAAGGAAGGGAUUGGAAGUAUUGCUAGUGAGGAGGUACAGUAACAUAUGCAGUAUCUAUUGGUUAUUCUAUUUCUCGAUGUCGUCACGACCCACGAACAAAACAAAUCGUUCCCAUGGUCCGUCCUUAUUUGUCACGAUCCGCUAUACUACAUCAUAUAUAGAUCCCCCCAGCCCAUGGUGUUUGUCUUAUUAUUCCUGCGUUAACAUGGGUUGGAGUCGACUGGUUUUUUUUAUUCAUCUUGGUAUCAUUGGUUAAUGUUUAUUGUAAAUGUGUAGAGCUGUUUAGUAGGACAUCGAAAACGUGUAAUUGGCGUACUGAAUUAUCAAAUUUCUUUGAAGACUUG
Molecule: messenger RNA, 886 nt
Organism: Guyanagaster necrorhizus
Lineage: Eukaryota; Fungi; Basidiomycota; Agaricomycetes; Agaricales; Physalacriaceae
Exons: 2
Coding region: 60-584 (174 amino acids)
Source: RefSeq, a predicted model, not a curated record